ACAGAUAUCUCCCCUGUCAGCUCCUGCACACUGCUUUGUGCGUACACUCACAACAGUCAUCCAAAGCAGUGUGCUUACAGUGAAGCACACGGACACAUCCAGCACACAGUUAACCCUUUGAUCGGCCCUCAUGCUAACCCCUUCCUGCCCGGUGAUAUUAGUACAGCGUCAGUGCUUUUUUUUAGCACUGAUCACUGUAUUGGUGUCAUUGGGGAUGUCAGUGACACCAAGUCAGUUCCCCCCAGUGCCAGAAUGUCCUCUGCAGUACUUCCAUAA
Messenger RNA from Staurois parvus, 276 nucleotides. The record is from the annotation of a GenBank genome assembly. Lineage: Eukaryota; Metazoa; Chordata; Amphibia; Anura; Ranidae.